Molecule: messenger RNA, 4596 nt
Organism: Rubroshorea leprosula
Lineage: Eukaryota; Viridiplantae; Streptophyta; Magnoliopsida; Malvales; Dipterocarpaceae
Source: the annotation of a GenBank genome assembly
AGUGACGUUGGGAUUCGUGUGUCGUUUGGGUGCGGCAAUGCCCGACGAACCCUAAACCCCAGAGGAUAAUGAGAUGGACAAUGAAGAUGAUGGUCCUGUGGAAUUGUCUGCGCCGGCUCCCUGCCUUCGGAUCAGCUCUUGUUCAAACAACCCCGUCAAGUUUCCAGUGACAAUCUGGUUUAUGCCUUCCACAGCCGCCACUGUCGAAAACGCCCAGCAACUUCCGCACGACCCCUGGUUCUUCACGCGAGUUACCACUCCUUUCUUUCUCCAAUCAACCGACUUGGGCAAAUGCACGACAUCCCUCAAAUUCGUUCAAUUCGAGCCAAUAAUUGCUGACCCUCUUGUUGGUUUCAUCAAUGUGGUUGACAUUGUCCUUGAAAACAUAAAAUUUACGCAAUUUCGCUUCGAUGGUCUCGUAAAUCUUUCCAUGUUUGUCCAUCCAGGACUCGAAGAGCUCCAUGAGUUUAUCCAUGCAGAAGUCCCCAUUCAAGUCAUCUCCGCCUUGGUUGCCAUCGCCCUUGUAGGCACAGUGAUCGGUCAACUCGUGUUUGGAAUCCUUGGUGAUUACAAAGGGCGGCGCCGUGUAUAUGGACUGUCGCUGAUGAUCAUGGUUCUUAGUUCUCUUGCAUGCGGGUUCUCUGUUUGCAGGACAAGAACUUGUAUCUUGUUGAGUCUGGGGUUCUUCCGGUUCUUGCUUGGGUUGGGUAUAGGCGGGGACUACCCGCUGUCGGCAACAAUCAUGUCGGAGUUUGCCAACAAGAACACCCGUGGAGCGUUCAUAGCAGCAGUGUUUUCGAUGCAGGGGUUUGGGAUUUUGGCGAGCUCGGCUGUGACAAUGGUGAUUUGCUCCAUAUUUCAGAAAGCAUCGCAUGGGUCAAAAAUUGACGCACCGAACACUUCCGACAUCUCGUGGCGGUUGAUUCUGAUGAUGGGCGGCGUUCCGGCUGCAUUGACUUACUAUUGGCGGACGUUGAUGCCGGAAACUGCUAGGUUUACGGCACUAGUGGAGAGAGAUCCUCUGCAGGCAGCGGUUGAUAUUGGAACAGUGUUAAACGUUCCGCUCAAUCAAAUUUCGGAAGAUGCACCGAUACCGUUGUUUCCAUCGACGUAUUCCCUGUUCUCUAAGCAAUUCUUCCGUCGCCACGGCCGCGACCUCUUCUGCUGUGCCACUUCCUGGUUCCUCGUCGACAUCGCAUUUUACUCCAACAAUCUCUUCCAAUCCAGGGUUUAUUACAGUUUUAUCGAGGGAGAAUAUAGUGCGUAUCAAUUGGCUUUUCGAGUGGCCAAAUUCCAAGCAAUUAUGUGGAGAACCUUCUUGAAGUAUGGUAGAGUGUAUGCAAUAUACAGCCCAAGGAGGACAAACAAAGAAGGAAAGAGAUUUGGCUUUGUUAGGUUCCUUGAAGUGAAGAAUGUCAACAUGCUAGAGAAACAGCUAGAUCAAAUUAGAAUCGGUGAUCACAAGCUCAGGGUUAAUUGCCCACGUUUCUCAGAGGCAAAGAAGAGCACCCGAAAACCAAUCAUUCAGUCGAAGAUAGCAAGCGAGAAGAAGAGAAGCUAUGCAGAUGUGAUUUGGAAAGCCAAAGGAAACAUCACUGGGUGGACAGGGAUCGAUUUCAACCCAGGGAAGGAGGACUGGGAGUGGCUAGAAGGAACCUAUGUAGGAACAGCAAGAUCUGUGGAAAUAGUUCCAAUCAUUCAAGAAAGAUUUUACAUGGAGGGACUAUUCUCUGUGAAGCUAAGAGCAAUGGGGGGCAAACUUGUUUUGCUGGAUGGAGAUGAUAAAGAUGACCUCAAGGAUUUGAUGGAAUCAACAGUAGAUUGGCUCAAACAAUGGUUCGAUGACAUUCGCCCCUGGACUCCAAAUAGGGUAGCCAGCGAGAGAUUUGUAUGCCCAAAGGUGAGUGGCAUCCCUCUCCAUGCAUGGGGCCCAAACUUUUUCAACACCAUAGCAACCUUAUGGGGCAUAUUCAUCUCUUUGGACGAAAGCACCAGUUUAAAAAAGAGAUUAGAUGUUGCAAGAGUGCUCAUCUCCACCACAGAUAUGGGCUCCAUUUCAAAAGUUCUACAUAUCAAGGUAAAUGGUGAACCGUUCUGCAUUCGUUGCAAAGAAGAGGAGUUUUCAAACGGCCACUUCAACCUCAAAUCAGAUCACAAACCAUCAUCCCCUUCAUGCUCCGAGGAGGACGAUCUGGAACACUGGACUUCAAACAGUCCGUUUGAGGUGGAAUUUUCAGAUGAUAAUAUGAGGCUCCGGUGCAACAUAGACGGAGAGGUAGGAGAUGAAGAUGAUGUGGCCAUGAGCAGGAUUCAAAAUACUAAAAAGACGUUGGAGAAAGAAGAAAAAAAGGGCGGUCGACUGACAAAGGACAUAAUAGUGGAAAACAAAACCACUUUGGAGACAAAAGGUUCCCAAGAUCCGAAUUUUGCUCAACAAGUCGGGAUGGAGGCUCUCGAAAAUGAGGAGGAAAUCAUACAACAGAUCACAAACAUGGAAUCCAGAGAUAAAGAGGCAAAGGAAAAACUAAAAGAAAGAAGACGAGCCAGCAAGCUGAAGAAUUGUAGUCGGAUAAAAGGGGAAAAUUUUGUUCGCGUUUCUGGAAAUUGGGGUGAGAAAAUGCUGCCUGUAUAUCUAAUAAAUGUGUAUGCUCCAUGCGAUGUUGUUGUUAGAAGAUGCAUGUGGGAUGAAUUAAAAGCACUAAUCUGUGGCAGAAGUGGAAAUUGGUGCUUAAUGGGCGACUUUAACUGCAUUAGGAAACUCAAUGAAAGAGCUGGAGCAAAUGGCGCUUCCAGAGGAAUGAGGGAUUUUGAUAAUUUUGUAAGAGAGACAGAGCUGGUAGAUUUACCCUUAAUAGGGAGGAAAUACACAUGGUACCAUCCCAGUGGAAAAUCUAUGAGCAGGCUUGACAGAUUCCCAUUAUCUGAAGGAUGGCUGGAAAAUUGGAGUGAGGUAAAACAGUGGGGACUUAUGAGAACAGUCUCAGACCAUUGUCCUAUCAUCUUAAAGGAGCAAAAACCUGAUUGGGGACCUAAACCUUUCAAGCUUUUCAACGAUUGGGUAAACCAUCCAGAUUUUACUAAGGUUGUAUCGGAGGUUUGGAAGUCAACAAAGCCAGAAGGCUGGAAGGGCUAUUGUUUGAAAGAGAAACUAAAGGCAAAAAAAAAUAGAAUCAAAGAAUGGAGUUGCAAGGAAUUUAAUCUAGUAGAACUCAAAAUCAAGGAGGCAAAAGAGGGCAUCAAAGAACUGGACAAAAGAGCAGAACAAACACAAUUGACAGACCUGGAGAUAACCACACGAAAACAACUAUUUUAUGAUCUAUGGGAUGGCUUUAAGAUUAAAGAAGGUAGGCAAUUAAGUGAAGGAAUAAUAAUUGCCAAUGAAAUUAUAGAUGAUGCCAAAAAGCGGAAGAGAGAGUGUUUCUUGUUCAAAAUAGAUUUCAAGAAGGCAUUUGAUAAAGUCAGCUGGCGCUUCUUGGACUACAUGCUCAUGAGAAUGGGAUUUGGAGAUAUUUGGAGAGGAUGGAUCAGGGAAUGCUUGCAAACCAGCAUGAUAUCGAUCCUAGUCAAUGGUAGCCCCACAAGGCAAUUCAAGGUCAGUAAAGGCUUGAGACAAGGCGACCCCCUUUCACCAUUUUUGUUUUUGAUAAUAGCAGAGGGACUAAAUGGAAUCAUCACAAAGGCAACUGAACUAAGUCUGUUUGAGGGUGUGGAAGUAGCACAAAAUGGUGUCCAUUGUUCACAUAUCCAAUUCGCAGAUGACGCUUUGAUCUUCAGAAAAGCAUCGGAAAACAAUGUUUGGGCAGCAAAGUGUAUAAUGAGGACAUUUGAGCUAGCAAUUGGACUGAAGAUAAACUAUUCAAAAAGCCAACUCAUGGGGGUUAACAUAGAAGAAGACUGGAUGGACAAAAUGGCCGGCCUCUUGAACUGCAAGAUCGGGUGUAUGCCAUUCAAAUACCUGGGGGUCCCUGUUGGAGGUAAUCAUAGAAGAAUGGAAUUGUGGAAACCCUUGAUUGAUACCUUCUCAAAGAAAUUGACUACUUGGAAAGGUAUUAUCAAGACUAUUGAUAAAAUUAGAAAAAAAUUUCUGUGGGGAGGGUGUGAAGAGUCUAAGAAAGUCCACUGGGUUAAAUGGGAAAGGGUAUGUAAAGGUAGGCUGGAGGGUGGAUUAGGGGUCAAGAACAUGAGGGAUUUCAACCUCUCAUUACUUGGCAAAUGAUACCACAGCAUCAAGGAAGGGUGUGAGGAGGCUGAAGAAUACAAGCAUGCUGCAAACAGUUGGAAGGUAUCAGAAAUGCAACUAAGGAAACUUAGAGCCAAAAAUAUCAACAAGGGAGGUUAUGGUAUUCUGGAAGGGCUGAGCACUGUGAAAUCCGACAUGGUCGUGGUGUCGACACCGACACUUUAUUACGGUGUCGACACCAAACGGAAGAACUGAGCCCAAAUCGCCGACAGGGACAUGGUGUCGACACACAAUAUAGGUGUCGACGUCGAACGGAAGGGCUAAUUGACUAUGUAACUCUUGGCCUUUCAAACUGAGAUGUUUACGGGUUUGGGGGUACCCCUUGUACUCCGUAUCAAUAAAUAUUACUUUUGCUU